AUGCCUGCAUUCUUCCCCAUCUCCCCUCCGGGCGCGGACCUCCGUAGUCCUAUCCGUUUUAAUGACACCAGUCGCUUCAGCAGCGCUAACCACAGCGGCACUUACACCAGUUGGUCUCCCCUUCUCCCCCUCACCCGCCGCUCCAAGCCCUCCAGCACUGGCUCUGCCGGCAUGGCUAUCGGCCUAAUCAUCGGCAUCAUAGUCCUCUGCACCCUCGUCUACUUCGCCCUCGAAUUCCACAAGCAUGUGGUCCCGCCCGAGCACCCCAGGACCUACCGGCGCCGCGACCGCCCCGCUCACCCCUCACAUCCCGAGGACAUCAAGCCGGGCCGCCGCCGAGCGCCCACGGACGGGUUCCAGCGCGCCCAUACCCGUCCUACUAGGACUCCGCAGCGCACCACCACGCCUCCCCCAGCGUACAUCCCCAACCCCCCUCCGCCCAAAUACCACCCGCGCGUCCCCCCGCACUUCAUCUCGCACUGCCGGGGGUGCUCCCCACCGCCGUCCACCCACUCCGGCCAGCAUACCCCGGGCCGGUCCCCCUCGCCGCCCUCGCCGCCAUCCUCCUAUUGGGGCCGGCACACCCGGGCGCGAACCCCCUCGCCACCAUCUCCCCGCUCGGCCCGGCACUGCCGCAUCCGCACGCCGAGCAGCUGCAGCGCUCGCAGCACGAGCAGCGAUGGGAGCUAUUUCGUCGAGCAACGAGAGAGUAAGCGUGGGCUGCCGCAGUUCGAGGAGCGGGAGCACUAUCGCACAGAGAUGCGGUGCCCUCCGUUGAGUGGAUCUGAGACUCCGCGCGGGCGAUCGCGAUCGCGACUAUAG
Molecule: messenger RNA, 822 nt
Organism: Eremomyces bilateralis CBS 781.70
Lineage: Eukaryota; Fungi; Ascomycota; Dothideomycetes; Eremomycetales; Eremomycetaceae
Exons: 1
Coding region: 1-822 (273 amino acids)
Source: RefSeq, a predicted model, not a curated record